This is a messenger RNA of Pieris macdunnoughi, 2409 nucleotides long. The record is from the annotation of a GenBank genome assembly. Lineage: Eukaryota; Metazoa; Arthropoda; Insecta; Lepidoptera; Pieridae.
AUGGAACUUUCAUAUUGUUUUUAUUUUCUGCUUUUGUGUUUUGUGGCCGGUAACGAUGAAAAGGAGAAUGAGGAUGAAAUUAGGAGGAGAAGACUUAUAGAGCAGUUGACAAAAACUCGUACGGAAAUACUUGAUAACUAUGAACUGGUUACCCGGCAGAUAGCUACGGACGUAUUUAUGUUCAGAAGUUAUCGGACUGUUUCUGUGUUGAUGUACCAUGUAAAAACGGACAUAGAAGAAGCUCGGUUCACUAUUCAAUCAGAAGAACUGCAUUUAAAUAAUAUUGGAUCAUGUACUCCUCAAGAAGUUAUACUAAAUAUAAAGCAUGGCUCCUACCCUGCAGUUAAUCCAGAUGGCUAUGACUUUCCUAAAAACUUCAUACAUUCACAAUCAAGAGAGGAGAUACAUACAAUAGAGCUUUUAUCAGAUGGAAAGAACCAAACAUAUACAAUACAUAAACCAAAGCCAGGUUACUGGUUUGGCUUAGUCUAUAUAAAAUGGGAGGAUCCGAGAGGGCAAAAGGUUGAACAACAAGGUUUAGUUGCUGAUUGCCACACAAUAUUGUACACAGAUUUACAAGUAAAAAAGGAAGAGAAAAUUGAAAUAAUAGACUGCUAUAACACUCUGACCAUAGAUUAUCAACAAUUGCCAGCAUUAUAUAAAUGUAUGUCCACAGAUAAUAUAAAUCCUAUAAGUCUGAACAUAACUGUAGUUAAUACUGCAUCUAAUGAUUCAAAAAUAACAUUACAAGUGCAACCAAAUUCAAUACCGUCACAGGAAAAUUAUAUAAUAUACUGCAACUUUGAUCCAAGACUGAAUAAUAUACAAAGAAUCGUAUUCGAUUCUUCUCCAAGCUCAUGGCAUUAUAUAAAAGUGGAUAAUAUUUUUGGUAACACUUCAAAUAUAGCAGACUGCGAAUCUUACUACCUCAGAGAAUAUGAUGAACCCGCAGAUCAAUCUAUUAUAGACCUUAUGCGCGACGACAAAGGUCGAUUUUUCACAUUCGAUUAUGGCUUACCCACCACAGACUUACAAGAUGCAACCAGUCUGGUGAACAUAACGUCGAAUGAAAUCAAAGCUUUACGAUUUAAAGUUAACCAGUUCAUUGAUAUCGGUGGCACAUUAACGAUAGAAGCCAGUCUAUUGAUGAGUUUGAAGUACUAUAUGGGGUAUAAAAGAGAGUUGAAGAAGGGUACGCUGCUAGCGUUCACUGAGGAUAACCAAUUCUUCAAGGCCGUGAUUUGUAUGGACAUCGGUCACCCUAGUAUACCAUUGAAGACUGGACACUGUAAAUUUAAUGAUAGAGUUAAGCCAGCUUUGUUUGUUUUAAAUAGUACGGAUUCAGAGUCGAUUUACGAGAAAAUUCUUAUCCCUUAUCCGGAUAGUGGGAACUGGUAUUUAACGUUUAGGCUGUUUUGUGAUGAAGUCGUGUGCCCCUGUCGUACUUCAGACAAUGGAACUAAAUACUACGUUGAUUCGCCAACUUCAGAAACUGACAGCUCUGUAGAAUCAAGCACGUUUUCGAAUAUAACGAGAGAGGGUGAAACUGAUUGCAAUGCUACUGUAGUAUUGUCGAUAUCAUCUACUUCGUGUCUUAAUGGCAGAUGCAGUAACCAUGGCAACUGUGGAUUGAAUACUUUUGGAGGUAUGGUGAUGUCAUACUGUUCGUGUUCAGCAGGAUAUGGAAGUUGGGACUGCUCAGACGAUUCAAGAAUGGACAGUAAAGUUUACAUGUUAGUGUCGCUACUACUUUUGACACUUAGCAACUUUCUCUUCAUGUUUUCGAUUUACGUCGCCUGCAUACGAUACUACUACACCGAAGCCAUGAUGUAUGCAUUUACAAUGGUGUUUUCAACGUUCUACCACGCUUGUGAUGCGCCAGCGCAAGUUGCGCUUUGCAUCAUAAGGGGAAACAUACUACAAUUUGGCGAUUUUUACUGCGGAUUAAUGUCAUUUUGGGUCACCCUUCUGGCUAUGAGCAUUAUCGGUGAUAAACUCAGAUCAACAUUUCAGCUAACUGGAGCGAUCCUUAUCGCUCUCCUAACCACAUGGAACAUGCAUUCGUUCGUUGCGUUUUUGUUGCCAGUUGCGAUCGGUGUUACCAUUUUAUUAGCAUCGUGGUAUACAGACUAUAAUAAAACGCAUUGUAUGCGUUAUCCUAAGACGUAUUAUUCUAGGCACCUGCCAUUUGGCAUAGUUCUGGUUUCAAUUGGUUUGGUAUGCUACGCUUUUUUGCAGACAGAACAAAAUUAUAAAAUAGUACAUUCGAUAUGGCAUAUGAUUAUAGCGAUUAGUGUUGCGUUUCUGUUGCCAGAUGUAAAAAGGGUUGAUAUGAAUCCGUUCGUUCCGAGUUCGGGGUACUGCUGGCGGCCGAUUUGUAAUAUGUUUAGGAGAACCACGAAUCAAUAA